CAUUUCUCAGAUACGAGUCUUUGCUUGACUACUGUUUUUGUGGUCUGGGCAGGAGGAGCUCCAUGUUCAGAAGGAGUCUGUAAAGGAAUUUUUCAUCAAAGGCCCUGGAGCAGCCUGUGACUUGACCUCACUAUACUUCCAGGAAAGUACCAUGACCCGUUGCAGCCAUCAGCAGUCUCCCUACCAGCUCCUAUUUGGGGAACCCCACAUCUUUGAAGAUAUCCUAGGCUUGAAGAUCCGCAUUUCUCCAGAAGCCUUUUUCCAGAUUAACACUGCUGGUGCAGAGAUGCUGUAUAGGACUGUGAGGGAGCUGAGUGGAGUGAACUCUGACACCAUCCUUCUUGACAUCUGCUGUGGAACUGGUGUAAUUGGCCUCUCUCUAGCUCAGCAUACAUCCCAUGUCCUCGGGAUUGAAUUGGUGGAGCAGGCAGUAGAGGAUGCCAGGUGGACUGCAGACUUCAAUGGCAUCACCAACUGUGAAUUUCACACUGGUCGAGCAGAGAGGAUUUUGCCACAGCUGUUAAUGUCAAAGGAAGAUGAGCAGUUAAUUGCUGUGGUGAACCCUGCCCGUGCUGGACUGCAUUAUAAGGUGGUUCAAGCCAUUCGAAACUGCAGGGCUAUCCACACACUAGUUUUUAUUUCCUGCAAGCCCCAUGGUGAAACCACAAGAAACAUCAUUGAGCUAUGCUGUCCUCCAAACUCUGCUAAGAAGCUCCAAGGCAAGCCUUUUGUCCUGAGACAAGCUGUACCUGUGGAUUUGUUUCCCCAUACCCAACACUGCGAGCUGGUGCUCCUGUUCACUCGAUAAGCAGCCUCCUAGAAGACUGCAGGCUAUUUGUUAAGGCUGAAAUUUCACAAACUUUCAGGUUUGGCAUAUUGCUACAUUGCAGAUGCUGGGAGCAUAACCAGAGAAGGUAAUCUUUGGAUUGUGAGCUGGAAAAAUAUAGUAGUCCUCAGUCUCAGGCACAUUUAACCUUAGUCUUUAGGUUCCCUUGGUGGUUGUGCUCGUUUGCCUUGUUUUACCACUUUCCAUUCCUUGACCCUGGAUCUAGAUUGUUUCUUCCUUUUGCUGUCAGCCUGUCAUAGUUCUCUUGGUCCUAGUUUAUUUUCUUAUUUUCUUCCAUCUGAGUCUGUUUAUGGCAUGGUGGCAACUGGGCUUUUUAUAGCAGCUGGUAAUAAUUUCACAUUGACUAGAGUCUGUAUUUGCUCAGAGAUUUCACUAUUUUUAGAUGUUUGUAAGACUUCAAAGUUCAUGAGGUAGCCAAGGAUUAGAACUAGAAAUAAAUUUAGCUUUUUACAAAGCAGAGUAAGCUACCUAGUGAUUGCAAGGUGACUGAGUGAUCAUUGGUAUAGAUGCAUUCCUUUGGGCUUCCUUGGCUUUGAAGCCUCUAGAAUGCCCAUUGAUAAUGUGAUUAUCCCUAGGAGCAAUAGCACCAAUUAAUUCUCACCCACAGAGGGAGAAUUGCUUAUUGGAGAGACCCUAAGGC
Messenger RNA from Otolemur garnettii (small-eared galago), 1487 nucleotides. Its product is annotated as tRNA (uracil(54)-C(5))-methyltransferase homolog. Gene Ontology annotation, biological process: RNA processing. The transcript is spliced from 6 exons. The record is from RefSeq and is a predicted model, not a curated record. Gene Ontology annotation, molecular function: RNA methyltransferase activity. The coding region runs from base 152 to 808 and encodes 218 amino acids. NCBI's taxonomy places the organism in Eukaryota, Metazoa, Chordata, Mammalia, Primates, Galagidae.